This is a messenger RNA of Paramecium sonneborni, 1746 nucleotides long. NCBI's taxonomy places the organism in Eukaryota, Ciliophora, Oligohymenophorea, Peniculida, Parameciidae. The record is from the annotation of a GenBank genome assembly.
AUGUAAAAAAAAGUAUAAAGCCAGAGUAGAAAAGUAUAAACAGUUUAUACACCUCUGACUACAUCUUCAUUAACUAUUCAUUCUAGAGCAACAUCUAAAUCAUAAUCAUAAAGUAAUACAAUCAAAGUUGUUUAAACCAAAAAACUCAACAGACCAUUAAUAGCAAGAAAUAAAAACCAAAAAUAAAUAUUAUAAUAAACUAAUAGUAAUCAAUUAUUAACUGAGAGAAACUUAGAAAUUGAUUAUUCCUUAAUGGAACCAUCAACUACUACUAGUAUAUAAUAAUAAUUAUAACUUGUUUGGCAAUCUCCAUACAGACCACAUAUAUAUACAAUAUAUUUUCCAUAUCCAUGUACAAUUUAUAUGAUAUUUGAGAAAUGCUUUAAAAAAAAAGAAGUUAAUAAUGUUUAGUUUAACAAAUCAAAAAACCAUUAUAUUAUAAACUUCAUGGAUAAGUGCCAUUUAAAUGUAUUUUGAGCUCUUUUGAAGCUGCUGGAUUUGAAAGAAGUGAUGAUGAAGAUAAUUGGUUAAUCUAUUGGGGAUUGGCAAGUAAAGAAACCUUAAAAGAAAUGAAGAAAUAUUAAAAGACUAAUCAUUUUCCUGGUUGUUGGAGUGUAGGUAGAAAAGAUAAUUUAUGGAUUCAUCUCUCUAAAAUUAAAAGAAAGUUCCCAACUGAAUAUUAUUUUAUACCAAAUACCUAUUUAUUACAAUAUGAUUUUGAAAGAUUUGAAGCGAUUAGAGAAUGUGCUCAUAAAAAAACUUUAUGGAUUAAAAAACCUGUUGCAUCUGCUAGAGGAAAUGGUAUUAAAUUAAUUAAUAAAAAAACUAAAUUAACAGCAGAUAAAAGAUAUUUAGUAAUGGAUUAUAUAUCUAAUCCUCAUUUAAUUAAUAAUUUUAAAUAUGAUCUUAGAGUUUAUGUUCUUAUUACAUCUAUUGAUCCUUUAAGAGUUUAUAUGUACAAAGAUGGAUUGGUAAGAUUUGCCACUUCAGAAUAUUCACUUAAAAGUAAGGAUAUUAAAAAAAGAUUUAUACAUUUAACUAAUUAUUCAGUUAAUAAAUAAUCUCCUAAUUUUAUUGCUAAUAAUUAAGAUUUAUAAUAAUAAAUCAAAGCUUCGAAGUGGUCACAUAAGGAAUAUAAAAAAUAAUUACUAGCUGAAGGAAUAAAUUAUAAAUUAUUAUUUAAAUCCAUCUAAGAUAUUGUAUUGAAAACUUGUAUUGCAGCUGAACCUCUAUUACUUGAUAGUAAUGGGAAAAGUAUCUAAUUAUUAUAUAUACAUAGCUUCUGAACAUAAAACCAAUUAUUUUGAAUUAUUUGGAUUUGAUAUUUUGAUAGAUGAAACAUUAAAACCUUGGUUAUUAGAAGUUAAUGUUAGUCCUUCCUUAAAUUCAUCUUCUGAGUUAGAUGCAACAAUUAAAACUCAACUUAUAUCAGAUAUGUUGCAUUUAAUUGGAAUUGAAUAUCAUACUUAAAAAGCUUUUAGAAUAUAAAUUAAAAAGAAAUUAUAUGAAAGAAAUAUUAAUGAAAUUUAAACUAUAAACACAAGAAAUUUUAGAUAAAAAGUUAAUUAAGAAGAUCUAGAUGUCAUGGUACAAUCACUUGAAGAAUAAUUACGUCUUGGACAAUUUAAAUGCUUGUAUCCUAAUAAAAACAAUAUUACUUAAUAUGAAUAGUAUUUUGAAUAUCCAAGAUAUCAUAAUAAACUAAUAUCAAAAUAUUUUGAGGAUGGAUCCAAUUGGAUCAUUUGA